GGGAUUUCAUGGGGUUUCUUGGGGGUUUGUGGGGUUUCUUGAGGUUUCUUGGGGGUUUGUGGAGUUUCUGGGGUUUUGUGGAGGAUUUCACAGAGUUUGGGGGGUAUUUUAUGGGAUUUUAUGGCAUUUCUUCGGGGUUUGGGGAGAUUCCAUGGGAUUUCCUGGGGUUUCUUGGGGGUUUCAAAGAACCAUAGCAGAGCCUGGGUUGCAAAGGUCCUUAAAGACCAUGUAGUUCCACUCUCUGAUGCGGGCAGGGCUGCCAAUGAUGGGCCAGGCUGCCCGGCGCCGCAUCCAACCUGGCCAUGAACGCCCCCAGGGACAGAGCACCCAGCACCCCCUGGGCAACGCGUUCCUUGGAGUGAGGCGGCGAGAAGUUGCCGUCCAGUAAAGAUAAGAGCAGGACAGAUGUCUUGUUGGUAAAGAUAAGGACGCAGAGCACAUGCUUCACUCAAUGCCAGCAGGGGCCGAAUGGGACUACCUCCCCUUAAAGCUUAGAAGUGCACAGCGAGGAACACUCUGAGCCUUGGUGAGGAUGACGACUGGCCUUCAUCCACCAGAUGGGGCCCAGAGCUCCCCAUGCUUGAUACCCCACACUCAGCGGGGUGGGACGAUAUGGAACCGAUGUCUUAGAACACGCUGUGCCUAAGGAGCUGCAGCCACCACUGCCUCCGGGUGCACGUUGGGUGCAGCGAUUCCCCAUGCACCCAGCGCUGCAAUAACGGGAUUCCUACUUGACAUUCCUCCUUGGCAGGCCAAGUGACCCUGUCGGAUUUCCCAGCUUCACUACUUUCCAUCCUUGAGGUCCCCAACUUCCCCUCCUCCUGCCUGAAUGGGGCAGGGCGGGUGAUCACCCCCAUCCUGCAGCCCUCGCCUGCACCCCCCGCCUGCACUCCCUAUCUUCAUCCCCCAGCCUGCGCUAUCAGCAGCACCAAGUCUUUCUGCUGCACCACUCCCGUUGGCUGCGCUCCAUGGGCCCCCCCUUGUACGCACGGGGGGGUGAUGCUGGCCCUCCUCCCUCUGCCCACCCUCAUCACAACCACUGUGCUGCCCAAGGAGGUGGCUGGGACGGCUGCCUCGCUCCCCCCAGCAUCUUAGAGCUCCGCUGUGUGGGUUUUGGCUGCGAUUCAGACCCUCCACGAACGGAUCCUGGCCUGAGACUCCGCUGCAAAGCUGAUCCGCUCCAGCUCUCGUCUCCUGCAGCUUCUUCCCUCAUUUUCUUCACAAAACUUUUCCCCAUAUUCUGUCCCAUCCUUCUUCCCCAUCUUCUCCAUCAUCUCCUUCUCAGUCUCCUUCCUCUCUCUCCUUUCCCCAGCUCUUUCCCCCCUCCUCUUCUCCAGCACAGAUGCGCUCCAGAUCGGGCUGCAACCACCCCAGUUCCACCCCCCCCUGGAGGAGCCUCCUGCCUCAUCUCCUGGCUCUGCUCCUCCUCCACCCGGGAUCAGCCCAGAUCAGGGUGGUGGCACCCGGCUUCCCCAUCACUGCCAUCGUGGGACAGGACGUCGUGCUGCGCUGCCACUUGUCCCCUUGCAAGGAUGCUCGGAGCUUGGACAUCAGAUGGAUCCAGGACCGGUCCUCUGGGCUUGUGCACCACUACCAAGAUGGAUUGGACCUGGAGCAGAUGGAGGAAUAUAAAGGGAGGACAGAACUGCUCAGGAACGGUCUCUCUGAUGGAAACCUGGAUUUGCGCGUCACUGCCGUCACUUCCUCUGAUAGUGGCUCAUACACCUGUGCUGUGCAGGAUGGUGCAGACUAUGCAGAAGCUGUGGUGAACCUGGAGGUGUCAGAUCCCAUUUCCCAGAUCAUCCAUUCCUGGACAGUGGCUCUGGCUGUGGUCGUCACAAUUCUACUUGGGUCAUUUAUCAUCAUUGUUUUUCUCCAUCGGAAGCGAGCGGCACAGAGCAGAGAGCUGAAGACAAAAGAUGCAGAGUUGGGGAGAAAAGACGAAGAGUUGGUUAUUAAAGGUGCAGAGUUGGAGAGAAAAGACGCAGAGUUGGAGAGAAAAGAUGCAGAGUUGAAGACAAAAGAAGCAGAGUUGGGGCGAAAAAAUGCAGAGUUGGAGAGAAAAGAUGAAGAGUUGGGGAUAAAAGAUGCAGUGUUGGAGAGAAAAGAUGCAGAGUUGAGGAGAAAAGAUGCAGAGUUGGGGAUAAAAGAUGCAGAGUUGGAGAGAAAAGAUGCAGAGUUGGGGAUAAAAGAUGCAGAGUUGAGGAUAAAAGAUGCAGAGUUGGUGAGAAAAGAUGCAGAGUUGGAUAGAAAAGAUGCAGAGUUGAGGAGAAAAGAUGCAGAGUUGAAGAGAAGGGACAAGGAGUUGGUGGUAGAAACAAAGCAAUCGGGUGAGUCUUCCCCAAACCAAUGGAAUGUGGGGUUUCCCAUGGGAUGACAUGCUGUCCCACCUCAGCAUCCCCUGCUUUUGCUUUCUUUUCCAGAGGAAACAUCUGAAGAAUUGGAUUGAGAGAUGAACUGCGCCUCGCAAUAACCACAGGAGUUACGCUUACUGCAGGAGCUGAUUGCACUGGAUAACAACACCACCAUAAUGGGAAGCCAACAAGGAAAUCCACAACGGGAACAAGAGGAGGCAGAGUUUGCACUGAGUGAGAACACCUGCAUUGCACUGCUGGGACACAAAGCUGCCUGAGGGAACACCUAACUGAGGAUGCACCACCUCCAACUCCAAUCCAGUUGGAAGAAAGAAACCAUAGAGAGGAAGAAAACGGGUGGAGACAGAGAUCCUGGAAAAGGGUGGGACAUUUGGGGAAAUAGUAUGAUCAUGUGUCAGCCUUUGUGGAAAUCUAAUGAAUAUGUAACGCUUUUGUAAAUACAAGCAUGCACACAGUAGCAAAGGUAGAAAACUGCUUUGGGUGUUAACCUUGUUUUCUCUUGUGAUACAGUAAAGGAUACGUGUUGAUGGUAA
Numida meleagris (helmeted guineafowl) is the source of this 2908-nucleotide messenger RNA. Its product is annotated as myelin-oligodendrocyte glycoprotein-like. The transcript has 24 exons. The record is from RefSeq and is a predicted model, not a curated record. The coding region runs from base 1343 to 2377 and encodes 344 amino acids. NCBI's taxonomy places the organism in Eukaryota, Metazoa, Chordata, Aves, Galliformes, Numididae.